AUGUACACUGUACACAAUCCAUAUACUGGUGCUGAUAUAGAAAAGGAUAGACGACAUAAAGUAUUGCUAUUGUUAGAUCAUACAUGUUGGCUCCAGAUCGGGAAAGCUCUGACCACAUCUGUCUUACAGUUGGAUCUUAUUUUCUCCAACUUUCGGAAAAUUCAAGUAAAAUGUGAAGAAAAUCCUUUUGUACGUGAAGAUCCGCAUCAUCCGACACUCUCAAUUACUGUGGAGUUUUUAUUUCAACCUGAAACCGUGCCAUUCCCAACUAUAUGUACCCCCUCUUAUAACUUUCGCAAGGCCAAUUUUAUCACCUUGUAUGAAGACCUUCUUGCUGCUGAGUGGACCUUCUUAGAACAUUUUGUUGAUGUCAAUCAAGCCCUGGAAGCAUUCUAUGAUCAUUUACACUCCUUAAUUAAAAAGUCUGUGCCACUGUAUACUUCUCAGCGUAAACAUUCCUAUCCGCCUUGGUUUACACCAUCGUUAAUCGCUAGUCUAAAGACUAAGCUAUUUUAUAGAAAGAAAUGGUUAUCCUCCAAAAAUGUUCUCUUUUUUAAUGAAUUUAAACGACUUCGAACACACUGUAAGAUUCAAAUUUCUCUUUGUUAUCGGGCCUACAUAGACAGGGUUGAACAAUCAGUCUGCAAUAACCCUAAAGAAAUUUUCAAAUACUUGCAAAUGAAGCGUGGUACUACGCGAAUACCGGGCAAGAUGUAUCAGGAAAAUCUAUCGUUUGAGACACCAUAUCAAAUAGUAAAUGGAUUUGCACAGGUUUUCUCUGAUAUAUAUCUACCUAGUUCAAGUUAUAACUUCAAAGAUGAUUCCUAUAGCAAUAUUCCAUCUCUCGCUUUAGUUCGAGUCCGCGAAGAUGAUAUAAUUAAAAUUAUGGCUUCUUUUCCCAUUAAGCACACGGCUGGUGAUGACCAGAUACCCAGCUUUAUGAUUCAUGAUGCAAGAUAUGCGUUGGCUCAACCCCUGUCGGUGAUCAUUAAUAAGGCUAUUGAAAAUUACACUUUUCCGAACAAAUGGAAGCGAGCACGAAUUGUGCCUGUGCACAAGAAGGAUGAUAUCUCGGAUCUAAAGAACUAUCGACCGAUAGCAAUUAUUUCUAACUUUGCAAAGAUAUUUGAGUAG
This is a messenger RNA of Zophobas morio, 1134 nucleotides long. RefSeq lists its product as uncharacterized. The record is from RefSeq and is a predicted model, not a curated record. NCBI's taxonomy places the organism in Eukaryota, Metazoa, Arthropoda, Insecta, Coleoptera, Tenebrionidae. The transcript is spliced from 2 exons. Bases 1 to 1134 code for a protein of 377 amino acids.